Molecule: messenger RNA, 2395 nt
Organism: Daucus carota subsp. sativus
Lineage: Eukaryota; Viridiplantae; Streptophyta; Magnoliopsida; Apiales; Apiaceae
Product: protein PSK SIMULATOR 3
Exons: 1
Coding region: 376-2082 (568 amino acids)
Biological process (GO): positive regulation of growth
Source: RefSeq, a predicted model, not a curated record
GACCAAAAAGAAAAGACGUAGAAAAAGAAUGCCACUACUUUGUGGAUCUAUCAAUCAAAUUUGUGAUCCCAACACAUCCUUUAUCUCCCUUUGUUUUUCUUAAUUUUUUCCAAAUCUUUUUAUUCAACACGGAAACACUCCCACACGUUUCUCAAAUUAUUUGCAUGUAAUUUAUGUACUCGCAUUUCUUCAAAUUUUUGUCUCCAAUUUGAAUUCUAACUCAUUAUUAGUUGACUUCGUUUUUUCAACUAAUGGAAUCCAGUGUUGUUGCAUGAACUUAAAGUGUUCUUGAUUAUACUUCCCGCUGGAGGUUCGGGUUUGAGUUCGAGUUCAUAUCGGAUAUACUGUGUAUAGAGUAUAUAGAAGCUGUGAGCAAUGGUGGUUGAGACGUGGCUACUGAAGAUGACAAGCCAAGUAAGUGCAAAUUUCAAGCAUGCCCUUCUUGAAUCUUCAAAAAAAUCAAAUGCUAAAAAACAAGAAGUAAAAGAAAGUACUGGAAUUCUCUGUUUUGAAGUUGCUAAUUUGAUGUCGAAAACUGUUUUACUCCACAAAUCAUUAGGUGAUAAAGAGAUUUCUAAGUUGAAGAGUGAGUUGUUGAAUUGUCAAGGCAUAAAGAACCUUAUAUCUUGUGAUGAGGCUUUUAUUUUUGAGCUUGCAUUAUGUGAAAAGAUGGAGGAGUUGAAUAGAGUAGCUGGGGUGGUUUCGAGAUUAGGGAAAAAGUGUAAUUUACCAGCUUUACAAGGGUUUGAGCAUGUGUAUGGGGAUAUAGUGAGUGGAGUUCUUGGAGUGAAGGAUUUGGGUUUUUUGGUUAAAGAUAUGGAGGCAAUGGUGAGGAAAAUGGAGAGGUUUGUGAAUUUAACAGGUGCCCUUUAUGGCGAAAUCGCGGUUUUGAGAGAAUUGGAGAUAACCACCAAGAAGUUUCAGCAGAGUCAUCUUGAGGAGACAAGGAAGGCUUUUGAACAGAAAUUGAUGUGGCAGGAGCAAGAUGUGAAGCAUCUUAAGGAUGUUUCACUUUGGAACCAGAGUUUUGAUAAGGUUGUGGAGAUGUUGGCAAGAACAGUUUGCACCCUUUAUGUGAGGAUUUGUAAUGUUUUAGGGUCAGAAUCAGGGCAAAGAAAUGAUGGUUUACGUCAGUUGAAGGCGGAUUGUGGAGUGAAAUUUGGUCGGAUUGAUGUGAAACUAGAGAAUUCUGUCGUGAUCAGGAGAGGCUUGAGGAAGAAGAAUGGGGGUGAUAUGUCUGGAUUGACUGAGAGAAAUAGGAUGGAGAAGAGAAAAUCAAAUGUCAGGCCCAAGGUUGAGGAGCAACUGUUUCGAGCAGAACAUUUAGAUAUUCUGUGCGGCAUGGGUCGAGGAGGGCUAUUCAAGGAGUGCCUAAAUUUAGGUAGUCCUGGUACAAAGGUGGAUGAUGAUAAUGAGUGUAGUGGUCUUGAGGAUAGAAGUGUCGCAGGUGGUGAGAAGAGGAAUAAUCUAAAACACUCAGGCGGCGUUGUUUCAUCUCAAACAAGUAGUACUUUCAGUUUCAGUGAAGCUAAUUGUUCCAGAUCUACCCUAAAAAGUAGUUUCAUGGACUAUGCUACUCCUAGCACCAUUGGAGGCUCCGGAUUAGCAUUGCGUUAUGCUAAUGUAGUAAUUGUCGUAGAGAAGUUACUUAUGUAUCCUCAUCUUGUUGGGGAGGAAGCAAGAGAUGAUUUAUAUUUUCUGUUACCAACCAACUUGAGAAUGUCAUUAAAGACUGGUCUCAAGUCUUUUAAAGAAGAUUUUGCAAUAUAUGAUGCUUCUCUGGCUCAUGACUGGAAGGAAAGGCUUGACCAAAUACUGCAGUGGCUCGCUCCUCUAGCACAUAACAUGAUCAGGUGGCUAAAUGAAAGAAAUAUUGAGCAGCAACAAGUUAUUAAACGAACAAAUGUUCUCCUGCUCCAGACUUUGUAUUUUGCUGAUAGGGUGAAGACGGAGGAGGCGUUAUGUGAAGUUCUAAUUGGUUUGAAUUAUAUUUGUCACUACGAGCAUCAACAUGAUGCAUUACUGGAUUGUUCCAGCAGUUUUGAUCUUGAUGAUUGUGUGGGGGACUGGCAGUUGCCAUAGGGAGGUUCUCUAUACAUAAAUGUUGGCUUCUUUGUCGGAUUAAAAUACAAUGAUUGCAGUCAGUUUGCUGAUCUGAAAGCACUUCUACGAUGAACUCUCUGACAGAUAAACUUUAGCAUAGUGUAAAUAUAUUUUUCUCUUUGGACGAGUAGCGUACUUUAGUGUUUUGUCACUGAAGAACUCUGCUUCAGGAAAUGGAGUUCAUUGCAUUCUUUGUGAAGUUAUACAGUUUUAGUCUUUCAGAGUAACUAAUUCAAAACUAUGGAUAUAUAUUUUCUAUCAUUUUUGUACAUUAUAUCUUUUUUCUUUUAAA